Messenger RNA from Alternaria burnsii, 2232 nucleotides. RefSeq names its product adaptor protein complex beta subunit. The record is from RefSeq and is a predicted model, not a curated record. The coding region runs from base 1 to 2232 and encodes 743 amino acids. NCBI's taxonomy places the organism in Eukaryota, Fungi, Ascomycota, Dothideomycetes, Pleosporales, Pleosporaceae. Gene Ontology annotation, molecular function: clathrin binding. Gene Ontology annotation, cellular component: membrane coat. Gene Ontology annotation, biological process: intracellular protein transport; vesicle-mediated transport. The transcript is spliced from 6 exons.
AUGGCUGUCAACAGGAUAAGAGGCGCAUUUGCGCCCCCGCGCAAGGGAGAGACGUUUGAACUGAGGGCAGGUCUGGUUUCUCAAUAUGCCUACGAACGCAAAGAAGCCAUUCAGAAGACUAUCAUGUCCAUGACUUUGGGCAAGGAUGUCUCGGCGCUCUUCCCUGACGUUCUGAAGAACAUUGCAACUGGGGACCUUGACCAGAAGAAGCUGGUAUAUCUAUACCUCAUGAAUUACGCAAAAUCACAUCCCGACCUCUGCAUUCUCGCUGUAAACACUUUCGUACAAGACUCCGAAGACGCAAACCCACUCAUACGAGCAUUGGCGAUCCGAACUAUGGGCUGCAUCCGCGUGGAUAAGAUGACUGAUUACAUGGAGGAACCUUUGCGGAAAACACUCAGAGACGAAUCUCCAUAUGUACGGAAAACCGCAGCCCUGUGCGUAGCUAAGCUCUUCGAUCUCGCACCCAACAUGUGCAUCGAGAACGGUUUCCUGGAACAGCUGCAGGAACUUGUUGGCGACCCAAACCCCAUGGUAGUCGCAAACUCGGUCACUGCACUGGUAGAGAUUCAGGAGGCAGCACCGGAAACCAAAGCUCUCGUUAUUUCGUCACAACAACUGAAGAAGAUGCUUUUGGCGCUGAACGAGUGUACAGAGUGGGGCAGAGUUACUCUCCUUACCACUCUCGCCGACUACAAGCCAGUGGAUAUCAAGGAGGCAGAGCACAUUUGCGAAAGAGUUGUUCCACAGUUUCAGCACGUCAAUCCAAGUGUCGUCUUGGCAGCCGUCAAGGUUGUGUUCCUGCAUAUGCGAAAUAUAUCUCCUGAGAUGAUGAAGUCGUAUGCGAAGAAGAUGGCUCCGCCACUAGUUACACUCGUAUCUUCUGCCCCCGAAGUACAAUAUGUUGCGCUCCGGAACAUCGACCUACUGCUCCAGAAACAGCCAGACAUUCUCAGCAAGGAGAUGCGCGUUUUCUUCUGCAAAUACAACGACCCGCCCUACCUGAAGAUGCAAAAGCUGGAAAUCAUGGUGCGGAUAGCGAAUGACAAGAAUGUCGAUCAGUUACUGGCCGAGCUGAAGGAGUACGCCAUGGAAGUGGAUAUGGACUUCGUGCGACGAGCAGUCAAGGCCAUAGGACAGGUCGCGAUCAAGAUCGAGAGCGCAAGCGAAAAAUGCGUCAACACGCUGCUGGACCUCAUCAACACCAAAGUCAACUACGUCGUUCAGGAGGCGAUUGUGGUCAUCAAAGAUAUCUUCCGCAAAUACCCUGGUUAUGAAGGCAUAAUACCAACACUCUGCCAAUGCAUAGAUGAGUUGGAUGAGCCGAACGCCAGAGCAUCUCUUAUCUGGAUCGUUGGAGAGUACGCGGAAAAGAUCAACAAUGCCGGCGAGAUCCUGUCGAAUUUUGUCGACACAUUUGCCGAGGAGUUCACUCAAACACAACUUCAAAUACUCACAGCAGUUGUCAAGCUCUUCUUGAAGAAGCCAGAUCAGGCACAGGGCCUCGUGACGAAGGUCCUCCAGGCCGCGACUGCAGACAAUGACAACCCAGAUAUACGAGAUCGAGCAUACGUCUAUUGGCGACUACUGUCCAGUGAUCCCGAGAUCACCAAGGAGAUUGUCCUCUCCGACAAACCCCCAAUCUCUUCCACAAUACGAUCAUUGCCUCCUCAGCUAUUAGAGACUCUGCUUACAGAACUGUCAACACUGGCUUCGGUGUACCACAAGCCUCCAGAGGCUUUCCUUGGACAGGGCAGAUUUGGCGCAGAGGCGAUGCAACGAGCUGCCAUUGAAGAGCAACAAGAAGAAGCAAGAGAAAAUCCGAUUGCAGCGGCGGCGGCAGCAGCAGCAGUCAGUGGACAAGCGCCUUCGAAUGUGGAGAACCUCUUGGACAUUGAUUUUGACGGCUCUGCGCCCGCUUCAAUGCAGAAGCAACCUACACACGGCUCAUCGGGUCUUGAAGGACUGGCAGGAACCCCCCAACGUGUCGCCUCUCCUGCAGUUAACGCGCCUGCUCAACAGCAAUCAAACAUGGACGAUCUGCUAGGCUUGUUUGGAGAUGGAGGUGGUGGUGCCGCAGCACCUGCACAGGCUACGCAGAUGAGCAACGACGAUAUUAUGAAUGGAUUCGCAAGCAUGAGCAUGGAAACAAGCCAGCCCCCUCCACCAACACAGCAACUAGGCAGCGAGCCAAGCAAGAAGAGCAACCAGGACCUGUUGGACUUGUUCUAA